GAAGCAGAGGGGCUCGGGCCGGAGCGUGAGAUGCUCGCGGCGGUGUCGGGACUGCGUGGGGCCGAACCUGGGGGUUACGUGUGCUCUCUCCACCACUGAUCCCAGCAGAAGUGCACAGUGCAGCCGUGUGCCUCAGGCACCCCACACAGGGAUUCAGACCAGGGUCCAAACUCUGCUGCUGCAGUGGCACCAGGGUACAGAAGCAGCAGAGCCCCGUGCCUGACAGCAUGGCGGGGGGUGCGGGGCGAGCCAAGAAGCUGGGCACUCUGCUCUCAGGGCUGCUGGAGUGCGGUGCUUUCUGCGGCAUCAUCUUUGGCUGGGCCUCCCUCGUCUACGUCCUCAAGAACCUGGGCUACUUUAAGCAGUGGUGCGAGUCCUCGGCCAGCCUCAACCCCAAUGGGACGCUGCAUCCCGACUGCAGCGGGCAGGAUGAGCAGUUCUCCUUGGUCUUCACUAUCGGCUCCUUCAUGAACAACUUCAUGACUCUCCCCAUGGGCUACGUCUUCGACCGCUUUGGCACUGCUGUUGCCCGCCUCAUCGCCAUCACCCUCUACACUGGUGGGACCCUGCUUGUUGCCUUCUCCACGCCAGACCUAGCAGUGCUGCUCUUCCCGGCUAUGUCAAUGCUGUCGGUGGGCGGCAUUCUCCUCAUCCUCACCAACAUGCAGGUGGGGAACCUCUUUGGGAAGUACCGCUCCAUCAUCAUCACCCUCUACAACGGGGCCUUUGACUCCUCGUCUGCCAUAUUCCUCAUUAUCAAGGUGCUGCAUGAGCACGGACUGUCCCUGCGGACCAUGUUUCUCUUCAUGGCAGCCUGCAGCGCCUGGCACCUGCUGCGCACCAUCUUCCUCAUGCCCCGCAUGCACAUCCCUUACCCGCUGCCACCUGCCUACAACUAUGGGCUGUCAUGCCCAGGGCGCUCCCAGUCGUACCGCACCUAUGAGGAGAAGCGCCCGCCGGAGGAUGAUGGGCCGGAGGAAGUGCCCCUGGAACCCAGUGCCCCAAAAGGCAAUGCAGCUGUGGAGCCCUUCUGGCCCUGUGUGCUCUCAUGGCUCUUCAUGUGGCACGUGGUGUGGCUCUCAGUCAUGCAGCUGCGCCACUACCUCUUCAUUGGUACCCUCAACCCACUGCUCGACCACCUGGCCUUAGGCAAUGAACACCUGGUGAGCAUCUACACCAACGCCUUCGCCUUCACCCAGCUCUGUGGGGUGCUCUGCGCUCCCUGGAACGGCCUCAUUCUCGACUGCCACAAGCGGAACAAGGCCCAUCGUGCUGAGGGAGCCCAGGGGGCACUGGCUGACCUACGGGCAUCCGUGCCAUCACUGGUGUUAACGGUGACGCAGUGCGUGCUAUUCUCCAUCUGUGCUGCCGUGCCUAUCCUGCCUGUGCAGUUUGUCACAUUCGUGCUCCAGGUGAUCAGCCGCUCCUUCCUCUAUGGGGGCAACGCCGCCUUCCUGGCCAUCGCGUUUCCUCCACAGCACUUUGGGAAGCUCUACGGGCUGGCCAUGGCCCUGUCGGCGCUGGUGGCCCUGCUGCAGUAUCCCUGCAUUGCCCUGGUGCAUGGAGCGCUCCAGGGGGACCCUUUCUAUAUGAACGUGGGGCUCAUCGCCGUGGUGCUGCUGGCCUACGUCAGUCCUGUGGUGGUGGCCCGUGAAUGCCGGCGGCGUGCCAAGGAUCUGGAGGCUGCCUCAAGCCCCCUGGAGGCUUCCGCAAGUGCCGAUACCCCCGCCCAGACACCCCAUUGAGCCCUGCACUACCAUCCAGCUUUUUUCUACUGGACUUUGGGGGAGGGAUGGGACUGUGCCGGGGGGCACACUGAGGGGUGGGUGUGCUUGGGAUAG
Molecule: messenger RNA, 1841 nt
Organism: Centrocercus urophasianus (Greater sage-grouse)
Lineage: Eukaryota; Metazoa; Chordata; Aves; Galliformes; Phasianidae
Gene: SLC43A3
Product: solute carrier family 43 member 3
Exons: 14
Coding region: 228-1745 (505 amino acids)
Source: RefSeq, a predicted model, not a curated record